This is a messenger RNA of Etheostoma cragini (Arkansas darter), 1268 nucleotides long. RefSeq names its product MOB kinase activator 3A (gene mob3a). Gene Ontology annotation, molecular function: protein kinase activator activity. Bases 436 to 1086 code for a protein of 216 amino acids. The record is from RefSeq and is a predicted model, not a curated record. NCBI's taxonomy places the organism in Eukaryota, Metazoa, Chordata, Actinopteri, Perciformes, Percidae. The transcript has 4 exons. Gene Ontology annotation, cellular component: nucleus; cytoplasm. Gene Ontology annotation, biological process: positive regulation of protein phosphorylation; signal transduction.
UUGCUAUCCGCGUUUCUAACUCAACUCUUAACAGGGUAUAAUGUUACUUUUCGUUUUGUAGGGAGGAGUCAGACGUUAUUUUCUUUAUUAAAGUGACAUGUUUAUUGAAUUAACAGUAAUUAUACAACAUGUAUCGCACCACGUAUCCAUUAUGUAGUAUAUGCAGGUUGUAGACGUAAAGCUUUUGAUCGGUAACGAGAUAAUUUUUGGUUAAAAAAAAAGAUCGAAGGAAACUGACGGAACAGGAAGGCGGAACAAGAUCACAACCUGAGUCGAAACAAAUACCAAAAGACAGUCCAAGACAAAAAAUCGACGCUGGUUGUUUACACAACCUUUUGACUGCUUUCAUUUCAGUACAUAAUCCACCUGACCAAUUCAACAGUACAUAAUCCACCUGACCCAUUCAAACAAAUCCUCCCGGUGCCACAUGCAACCAUGUCCAUGGCCCUGAAACAAGUCUUCAACAAAGACAGGACAUUCCGGCCCAAGCGCAAGUUUGAGCCCGGGACGCAGCGCUUCGACCUGCACAAGAAGGCCCAGGCAUCUCUGAAUGCGGGGCUAGACCUGAAGCAGGCCGUGCAGCUGCCCCAUGGCGAGGGCCUUAACGACUGGGUGGCUGUCCACGUGGUCGACUUCUUUAACCGCAUCAACCUCAUCUAUGGCACCAUUAGCGACUCCUGCACCGAUCAAACUUGCCCCGUCAUGUCCGGUGGGCCCAAAUACGAAUACCGCUGGCAGGACGAGCACAAAUACAAGAAGCCGACGGCACUGUCGGCCCCCAAAUACAUGAGCCUGCUCAUGGAUUGGAUUGAGGUACAAAUCAACAAUGAGAACAUCUUCCCCACCAACGUUGGUACUCCCUUCCCUAAGACCUUCAUGCAGGUGGCUAAGAAGAUUUUGUCUCGUCUGUUCCGGGUGUUUGUCCACGUCUACAUCCACCACUUUGACCGCGUGAGCCAGAUGGGGGCCGAGGCUCACGUCAAUACCUGCUACAAGCAUUUCUAUUACUUUGUUACAGAGUUCAACCUCACGGACCAUAAAGAGCUGGAGCCUCUGAAAGAAAUGACCUCUCGAAUGUGUCACUGAGGGAGCAUGACUGACCUGUGGACACGCCGGACCAACACAUCCGUCCAUUCAGAAGACUGCAGAACAAAAAGAACAAACAAAUUAACAAGAGUCUAUUUUUAUAUUUAAGUACUGUAAUCUAUUUUAGCCACAUACUGUAGGUUUUAACCUUGUCAGAUGAGGUGUUCUGUUCUCUUUUUUUU